GCCAAUGUUCGUUUGCCGCGGCGUGUUCAAUUUCUUUUUUUAAAAUAGAAAAUGUUUUGUAUGUCUUGAAUGUUUGACAAAAUGUAUACAAAAGUUGUUUGUCUAUUGAACUGUCUGUUCCUACUGCAGCAAUGCAGUGUGGAGGCCAGAAGUAUGUUUGGCGUCGGUAAUCGGUUACCUGAGGAUCAAUUGCUUCUCAAGGAUGUCCAACACUCACGUCCCGCUGGCUUAAAUGAACAGCCCAGUGUGACGUUUCAAUAUGAGAUUGCCGAACCAAUUACUUAUAUCGAAAUUGUGUCCAAGGAAAACAUUUUGGCAGAGGUAAAAUUUAGCUAUAUCAAUCAAUUGAUUGUCGGUGUGGUGACUGGUUAUAAUGGCAAUACAACAACAAAAGCAACAAUAACAGAUCGAGCAAAUCCUCCACCUGGCUUCAAUGUAACAAUUAUGAUAUUUGGCCUAAACGAUACGAAAGAACAUAUGAAUCCAUCGCUAUUCAUAAAUCGUGAUCAACAAUUUGAGGGUGAACUAUUGCCCGACUACGAUGAAUUGAAUUCUUUCGUUGAAAUGGACUCUAAUCAGGAUGAUUACGAUGAUGAUUAUACCAAUACCGAAUUAUCGCUGAACACUUUGGCCGAGAAAUCCGAUGAAGAUGAAUAUCAACCCAAUGAAAAAUCAGAUAAAAUAAUUGAAAUUGGACGUAGGCAAAAGGACGAUCGAUUGGUGUACGAGACAUAUCAAACAUCGGCCGAUUCGUCCAAAGCGCCGACCAAUCACUCGGUGAUCUUUUACUACAUUGAUAGUGAAUCUAUAACUUAUGUCAAGUUUGUCAUAUUCGAUCAUUUCAAUACACAACAAUCAACGUCACCUGACUAUAUGGCUCCUGUGGCGGAAUAUAGUCAUUAUUCGAACAAUACGCUGAAGGCCAUUGUAAGCGAUUUCAAGACGACUUCACUGUUUGUGCAAAUGUUUGUCUAUGGUUAUCGUCCCAAUGAGGUUCCCCCCAGCUAUGAACCCUUCCUGCCACCACCACACUGGCAGCGAGCCAAGGAACCAAUAGAGAAGCCCCUACUUACGCCCAUGCAGCGUAUCCAGUUGGCCUUGUUGAUGGGCAAGUCUACAACUCCGCCGGCCUUUCCCAUGGAUGAGGAGAAUUUCGAUGAAGAUGACGAUGAUGAUGAUGGAGUAACCCGACGCAUUCGUCCCGAAGAUAUGGAAUUUAUUCAAGUCAGUCAGGAUGUUGGAGAAGCCAAAGAUGAGUCAAAUGCGGCGUUGCCGCAAUUAGACUUGGGGUUUGGGGCAUUUGUUGGCCUGUUUUUGUUAAUCCUGCACAACAUAGACAACUAAAUAGAUAUAUGCAUUGUACAUACGAUAGAGACGGCACAGCCCAUACUCUAUCUUGGCGGUUAGUUAAAGAGAAAUUGAAAGCUUUAUGAGUAGACGUUAGUGCAACAUUCUUGGUAUUUGUAUUUUAUGGAAUAAAUAAUUUUCUCUCCUAUUUA
Drosophila willistoni is the source of this 1499-nucleotide messenger RNA. RefSeq lists its product as uncharacterized. The coding region runs from base 70 to 1344 and encodes 424 amino acids. NCBI's taxonomy places the organism in Eukaryota, Metazoa, Arthropoda, Insecta, Diptera, Drosophilidae. The transcript has 4 exons. The record is from RefSeq and is a predicted model, not a curated record.